CUUUGUUUAAUUUACAGUUUGGUUGUUCGCUGGUUCGUUCAUUUUGCGACAACUGAUAACACAAGCUCUCCUCCUCCAACUCUUAAUUUCUUUCAUGUACAUGCUUUCAUUCCUAGCAUCUUUCUUCAUCAAUAUUUGGUUCAAUUUAGGUUGCUAGGUUUGUUGCUAGCAAGGAAAUAUUUGGUUGAUUGAGGAUGAAAAACCCAGAAUCUAGGCUGCCACCAGGAUUUAGGUUUCACCCUACAGAUGAAGAGCUCAUCCUUCACUACCUUAUAAAGAAGGUGGCCUCCACUCCCUUACCUGUUUCCAUCAUCGCUGAAGUUGAUAUCUACAAGUUUGAUCCAUGGGAAUUGCCAGCCAAAGCUGCGUUUGGUGAGAAAGAAUGGUACUUCUUCAGUCCAAGAGAUCGCAAGUAUCCGAAUGGUGCGAGGCCAAACAGGGCUGCCGCAUCAGGGUAUUGGAAGGCAACUGGAACAGAUAAGACGAUUGUGGCACCAUCAGGAGGGCGGCAGAAUGUUGGUGUGAAGAAGGCUCUUGUGUUCUACAAGGGGAGACCCCCCAAGGGAAUCAAGACCAACUGGAUCAUGCAUGAAUACCGCCUUCCAGAAAGCCCAAAUAACUACACCACCACCACCAACCACCACAGAGCCGUGAAGCUCAAUGAUUUAUCCAUGAGGUUGGAUGAUUGGGUUCUUUGUCGAAUCUACAAGAAGUCGAAUGUCGUGACCUCAGCAGCGGCACUGCCAAAUGAUCAAGACCAAGACGUUCAAGGAGAAGAAGAUUUCCUCCACGAUAUCCUUUUACCAAGCUUGAAAAGUCCCUUUCCCAGCCUUGAUCACAACAUGAUGAGUACUAGUACUACGAGCAGUCUCAAGCCUCAGAAAUCUUGUUCCUUCUCCAACUUACUAGACGCCAUGGACUACUCAUUACUCACUAGUAUUCUGGCGGAUGGCCAGUACUAUAUCCCAACUGGAACUGGACUUCAAUCAACUACUCCUAAUAAGUUUAGUUAUAGCUGUACAGGGAGUACUAGUACUGGAUUAGACCCGCAACCGCUGUUCAAUACCAAUAUCAGCAGUAACAGAAGUCAUUUGUUUCAAACUCUCCCUCAGUACAACUGUUUGAACUUGCCAUCAUCAGCCCCAAACACGGAAAACCGGCUAAAGCGCCAGCAUUCCAUCACAGAUGAUCGUGGCAUGUUAUUAUAUCCAUCGAAGAAAGACGUAAAUUCCAAUUGCAGUUUCACUAACACCGCCAAUUCAUUCUUGAAUCAGCAAUUACUUCUGAGUAAUCCUCGUUUUCAUUUUCAAGAAUAAAACCAUAUAAAAGAAAGAAGGAAAGAAAAGAAAAAUUACGGAAGGUCGGACCUGCCAAGCCUUGGUCAAGCUGUUUCGUAUGGAUCAUAAGUUCAUAACAAAAGAUGGCAAAAAUUUAAGUACUGAAAGGAGUUUGAUUAUUUUUAUAUACAAUCUGGCAAUCUGGAAUGGCAUGCAUGAUGCAUGGGAGAUUGACCCUCGAAAACAAUACAAUGUUAAUUGACAUGGGUACAAUUGGCAAAUCAGAUUUACUACUUGGUAUGGAUUAUGAACAUGAGAAUUGAUCUUGAGUUCUUUUUUCACGAGCGAAGGAUAUCUUCCCAAUUAAUGUAAUUACAAUUCCCCGUCUCAAUCAAUAUCUUUACAUAGGGUUUAGUAUGUUGAUUUUUGUUCAAUUGGCAGAUCAGAUUUAGUACUUGAUAUAUUUAUCUUGAAAAAGUAAGGGUGCAAAAAUAGUUUUUUGUUUUUAAAUACAAAAACGACCCUAAAAUGUAUUAUGUAUGUUGUUUUUCAAGAACAAAUUUAAAAAA
Molecule: messenger RNA, 1846 nt
Organism: Malus domestica (apple)
Lineage: Eukaryota; Viridiplantae; Streptophyta; Magnoliopsida; Rosales; Rosaceae
Gene: NAC23
Product: NAC transcription factor 29
Biological process (GO): regulation of DNA-templated transcription
Molecular function (GO): DNA binding
Source: RefSeq, marked provisional